CGAGUUCCUUUUGCAUUAAGGGCGUUCUUCCUCUUGUUUGUGUUUUGAGAGAGGUUGAUUUGGAGGAGAGACCCCCCAUGGGUUUUAUAUAUGAGUUGAUGGAUGCCGCAAAAGAGAAAAUUGCAAGCAAUCUUAACAAAAUGGAGAAAAAAUAUAUGCCUAUUUGGAGAAAGAUAGAACGUAGAUGGGACGAUCAACUUCAUCAACCACUACAUGCGGCGGGCUAUUACUUAAACCCACAAUUUCGAUAUGAGGAUAAUUUCUCAGAUACUGAUGAAGUGCGAAAUGGGUUAUUUGCUUGCAUGGAUAUGAUGCUUGGGAAAGGGAAAGAACGUGAAGAGGCCGAUGUUCAAUUGGAUUUAUUUACUAAUAAGCAUGGUCCAUUUGCGGAUUCUAUGGCUAUGCAAACUAGGAAAAAGCGAACACCAACGGCUUGGUGGGAGCGCUUUGGGCAUAAAACACCCGAGUUAACGAAAUUUGCUAUCCGAGUUCUAAGCCUUACUUGUAGUGCAUCGGGAUGUGAGAGGAAUUGGAGCACAUUUUCAAUGAUUCAUACGAAAAGAAGGAAUAGGCUUGAACACAAAAGGCUUAAUGCUUUAGCCUAUGUCAAGUAAAAUUUGGCUUUACAACAAAGAAGUAAGAAAAGGAUGGAGAAGUAUGAUCCUAUUGUUGUGGAAGAAAUUG
Pyrus x bretschneideri (Chinese white pear) is the source of this 684-nucleotide messenger RNA. RefSeq lists its product as uncharacterized. Lineage: Eukaryota; Viridiplantae; Streptophyta; Magnoliopsida; Rosales; Rosaceae. Bases 78 to 614 code for a protein of 178 amino acids. The transcript has 3 exons. Gene Ontology annotation, molecular function: protein dimerization activity. The record is from RefSeq and is a predicted model, not a curated record.